Pristis pectinata (smalltooth sawfish) is the source of this 4838-nucleotide messenger RNA. It is a transcript of the gene aspnat, whose product is annotated as N-acetyltransferase 8-like. Gene Ontology annotation, cellular component: mitochondrial membrane. The record is from RefSeq and is a predicted model, not a curated record. NCBI's taxonomy places the organism in Eukaryota, Metazoa, Chordata, Chondrichthyes, Rhinopristiformes, Pristidae. Gene Ontology annotation, molecular function: L-aspartate N-acetyltransferase activity.
AUCACGGGGGUCUCUCUCUCUCUCUCUCUCUCUCUCUCUCUCUCUCUCUCUCUCUCCCCCCCCCCCAUCGAUUUAUCACCCAAUAACUCCUCCACCCCCUCCCCAUCCAUUUACCUGACCAUAGUGUUCCUGUGUUUCACCUGCCCCUGGGAUUGUCCAGUUUUAUGCCGAUUUCGCCUCCCGUCAUGGUUUGUCAGACGAAGAUCGUAGCGGACGAGGAAAUGCCCGGCUCCAAGAACGACCCGAUCGUCUCCUCCAGCCAGAUGUGGCCUCCGCCGGCUGCACAGCCGCCCGCCGUCCCCUCCCCGCCCGCGGCGCCGCUGGAAGGUGCCCCCGGCGAGCCGCGUCUGAAGCGGGAUGCCGUCUUUAUUCGGGAGUUUGAGCUCAGCGACCGCGACAGCGUGCGCCGCAUCUUCUACGAGGGUAUCAUGGAAAGGAUUCCUAACACGGCGUUCAGAGGGUUAAAACAGCAACCCAGGAUCCUUCUGCUUUACUUGUGUCUGACCGUAAUGUGCUUUUAUCUGACCAAGUCCUUGCUGCUGACCUGCUGUGUGCCCAUCUUACUGUUGGGCUCGAGAUACCACUACAGUAGGAAAGUUAUCGUCAGCUAUCUUGAGUGCGCACUGCAAACCGACAUGUCAGAUAUUGAGCAGUAUUACAUGAAACCAGCAGGCUCCUGCUUCUGGGUGGCGGUCCUGGACGGGAACGUGGUGGGCAUCGUGGCUGCCAGAAGCAACGAGGACGACAACACGGUGGAACUGUGCCGCAUGUCGGUGGACUUUGACCAGCGAGGGAAGGGCAUCGCCAAGGCGCUGGGCCGCAAGGUGCUGGAGUUCGCCGUACUUAACAACUACUCGGCCGUGGUGCUGGGCACCACCGCCGUCAAGAUGGCCGCCCACAAGCUCUACGAGUCACUGGGCUUCAGGCACGUGGGCGUCACCGAACACUACGUGCUCCCGGGGAUGACUCACUCGCUGCUGGAGAAGGUCUUUUUCCAAGUGCGCUACCAUCGCUACCGGCUGCACCUGCGCGAGGAGUGAAGGCGUCACUCAUAACCCCCUCCUGCUCCUCCUCCUCUUCCCUCCUCCUCCCUCCACCCCCUCUCCCCUCCCGCCAGUGCACCAAUCCCUUUCCCCCAUCUCCCACCCCCUUCCCACCCACCCCCCCCCCCCCCCCACCAUCCUCCCCUUUCCAUUUCUGUCCUGGAACGAGGGAUUCGGGAUAUCCCCACGGAUGGUCAGAGGGCCCUGCCUGUAGUGACCCACCUGCCUUGGCAUUGCUGGCCGCCAUGUUGAUUCUGCCUCGCCCUCAAUGCUACCACCGGAGAGUCUGGGUGAACCCUAGCGGGGAGGAGCCCCCCCUCCCCCUUUCCCCCUCCCCAGAAAAACACCAUGGACAGACCGUGGGAUUCAGAAGCUGUUGCCAAGGGAUCUUCGAGUGAGGUGUCCAACUAACCCCAACCCAUUGCAUAGGCUCUACGCCUGUUACAGCUGCAGGCAAGAGGUUCAUCAGUCACACAGUGUGGAGACGGUAACAAACACUGCAGAGGUGACGUGUGUGUGUGUGUGUGUGUGUGUGUGUGUGUGUGUGUGUGUGUGUGUGUGUGUGUGUGGGAGGAUGGGGGGUUGACCACUGGGGGAUUGAUCCUUGCACAUGUAUUUAAUCCCAUCCUCCUCCCAUCCAUUGCCAUCACCCCAACACCCACACAGUUCUUGUCACCACUACUUAUCGUUAUGAUCUCGAAGAUCAAAUUAUUGUCGGGGGGAGUGUUAAGGAAAAAUAGACAUAAAACAAGCCUGGCUGUGCUCUGUGGCUCGAGGGGUGUAAGAGCAGUGCCAGCGAUCUGCAGAAAGGUCGCGUGCCUGACCCCGGCUAACUUGCCCGUGUGCUUUGAACGGGCAAAGUUCCGAAAGGAAGAUAAAUAUUCGGAUGUACCACAACUUGAGAAAGAGAGAGAGAGAGAGAGAGAGAGAGAGAGAGAACAGGGUGCAUCCAACACCAUUGACUGUUAUUUCCAUUGUCUUCACAAGCCAACAAGAUUCAGUCAGUUGCUGACCCCACAUUGCAUAUUGUAAAAUAACCAUUUCAUUUGCCUUCCCCUCGCCUUCUCCCCCAUUCCCCUCCAUUGUACACAGGUUAAACCCUUUGCAUGUGCUCUGGAAUAUCUAUGCUGCUUUGAGUUUUAUUUUACUGCCUCUCUUUGAACCGUUUUUAUUCCUGCUUGCGCUGAAUGAUGUCAUUUGAGCAGAUGGAGGCUGUGGUUUCUAUGGAAAUAGAUCUCCCCACCACCGACACCCACACCCCCUCCACCACUACCACCACUAACAUCAAUGAUAAAAGGCAGAGUCCAAAAAAUGGCAAGUAGGGGAGAGUAGAAGUGGCUCUUGCAAAUAAAAGAGAAAAAAAAUACAUGCUGUUACAACACAAAACAACAUAAGCAAAAAAAAACUUAUUAAUUACUAAUAAUAGUUGUGAUUGGUCUCUGCAGCCUUGCUUAGUGUUGCUAUGGUAGUUGCUUUAAUGACAUCAAACUUGUGACUAGUAGAAUGCAGAAGCAAUGCAAUUGGCAUGUGUCUGUACCUAGUGUAUGUGUACAGUGCCUGCCUGAAUAUUGAGGCAAAGGAUAUAACUCCUUCCUCAUGAAAUAAAGACGUGUAUAUUUUAACAAAAACCUUUUCUUCUGCAUGCCGGAUGUCUGUCUUGAAUUCAGAAAAUCAACACAAAAAGGGGUAUCUGAAUUUUAGUUUUAACAAUGGAAAUGUGUAAAUAUAUAUAUAUAUAUUAAAACAAAAGCUUUCUGGAAAUGCACUUCAGGACUUCUCAAGAGAUGCAGGGCCCUCGGUGAUUUGUAAAGGAAGAUGUUUGUUUCUGUAUUUUCUAAUAGAAAUGAAGUCUGAUGUGUGUAAAAUAAGAUACUUUUUCACAAAGUCAUUCCUGUUUAAAGGACAAAGAUUGGAUUGCUUUGUUUAUUUUUGGUAUAUUGCUGUGUUCAGAGAAAUAUCAAAAAACAGUUGGCACAAGUAAAUUUUGUUUUUUAAGAUUCAGAUCUUAUUGGCAAUGAGUAUUUCUUAGCUUUUAAUGUUACAGAUAAGCUGUGGAAAAUUAGAAGUACUUCUGACGACUCACAUUAGUCCAAAUUAUCCUUUGAGUCAUUUUCUGUGGAUGGAUUUCACCUCACUGGUGAUCCUUGGCAUGGUUCUCAACUCAGUAUUUGGUCUCCAGUGGCUGUUAUACCCAAUCACAAUCAACAUCUGUGCAUGGUAGUCAGUAGGACCUUGAUGAAUUUUAUCUUUCUGAAUUAAAUUUCGUAACCACAGAGUAUUCUGUUUCUCUCCCCAGCCUUUCCAGAUCACUGGCCAGCAGCUGUUGUGGCAUGGUAGCAUAAUGGUUAAAUUACUGGAUUAGUAACCAGAGAUCUGGACCAAUGAUCCAGAGGCAUGAGUUCAAAUCCAACCACGGCAGCUGUGGGAAUUUGAAUUAAAAUAAUUAAAUCUGGGUUAGAGACAGGAAUUUCGCCUCGUGUUGUGAAACUCCAUCUGGUUCAAUAAAGCCCUUUGGGAAAGGAAAUCUGCUCUUCUGACAUGUGUGACCUACCAAUGUGGUUGUCUCUUAGCCUCCUUCGUUCAGGGGCAAUUGGGGAUGGGCAGUAAAUUAUGUGUCCGCUUCUUGUGAAGAAUGAAGUUUAGUUAUACCCGAAAUGGGAGGUUCAAAAAGCCUGAUAGGUGACAGAUAAUUGAGACCCACACCUCAAGUAGCCUGUGAAUGAAUGACAAUCUGUAGCUCGGCACCUUCCUCAGUGUGUGGGGGCAGUUUUGAUUUCCCAAGAGGUGUCCUCACAAUAGCUUUUGCCAUAACAUACAUUACAUAUGUGUUCCUUUAAAUACAAACUGACUCAAGCUUAAGGUGAGUCGAUUAUCUUGCAUUCAGCAGCAUCCUGCUUUGUAGAGUCCCCAGAGUUACCCUGUUGGUUUGAACUCACGGAUGAAUUCCAGGGGGUUGCAAUCUCCGGAGAUUUAGCCAGUUAUUCCAAAGCAGUGUUCCCUGAGCUGUUACACACACAUCCAGAAGUACAAGGUGAUUUUGAAUGUUCUUUUCUGUAGACCAAGGCAAACCUUUGACUUUAGUGUAAUUGGUCUUAGUUCAAAUUGAUAGAAAAAUCAAAUUAAAGGCUUGAAGACUUUUGGUCACUGGACUCUUGUCAGUUAGGAUUUACACCUUUAUCAACAACUCUCCCAACUGCUUCCAACAGCUCCCAAUUGAAAAGAAAUUAUCCUCGGCUUUUGUUGCCUGUCCUCAGCGAUGACUCUUUCCUAACCUCGGAGUAACUACCCUUUGCUCCCUGCUCUGGGGAAUUAGGAGGAAACCUUCUUAGUCUCUGGUCUUGAUCUCUCCGCAGGGUGUGUGAGGAUAAAGGACUGAGUGAAACAGAGUGACCUGGAGAUAGGUUAGGCAGUUGCGGAAAUGCAAGGCAAUUAUAUGUGUAAAUGCUGAUUGUCAAUUGGCAUGAAAGAAAUGCUUUGAAGGACUGUAAUGCAUGUAUUGCAGUGUGCCCAUGUAUAAAUUAAGUUGGGUUGUGGACAUUUUCACACAUGAGACUGAUGCCCAAAGAUUACACCUUGGGGAUUAUGAAGGCAUCCAGUUCAUAUCAUUGGAAUGACUAAUGGGUCCUUGGUGUUGGUUGGGGAGGGGUGGGGGCAAGAGAGAGAGAUGGACUGCUGUUGGAUAGUGGUGAGAUGGGUAUGAACAUAGAUGGGGGAGGGAGAGAGGGGCCCAGGAUUAGGCAGUGGUGGGUGGGGAGAGAAGACGUGACUAGAAUUGGGCAUUGGCAGAUGAGAUGG